GAGAGCUGCUGCAGAAAGUGGCAGCGAGGAAGAAGGUUCCUGCGGGACGCCGGACGGAAGGCGGCGGGACGGGGCUUCUCGGGAGCAAAGGAAGAUUUGCUUUUACCUUUUGGAAUGAUGUCCACAAUGAAGUUAGUAUUGACACUUCUAUUUUCUGGAAUUAUAACUAGCUGCAGAGGAAAUUCUACAUAUUAUUUGAUGCCCAGAUUACUCUUGGUAUCCUUUGAUGGCUUCAGAGCUGACUAUCUAAAGAAGUAUGAACUUCCUCAUCUUCGUAGUUUUAUCGAAGAAGGUGUCUUGGUGGAGCAUGUUAAGAACGUUUUUAUCACAAAAACUUUUCCAAAUCACUACAGCAUAGUGACAGGCCUGUAUGAAGAAAACCAUGGCAUUGUGGCUAACUCAAUGUAUGAUAAAGACACACACAAAAAUUUUUCAGAAUCUAAAGACAAAGAUCCUUUUUGGUGGAACGAAGCAACUCCCAUUUGGGUAACCAAUGAACUUGAGGAAAACAGAACAAGUGCAGCUGCUAUGUGGCCUGGUACUGAUGUGGCUAUCCACAAUACAACUCCUUUCUAUUUUAUGAAUUAUAGUCCUUCGGUAACAUUUGAUGAGAGAUUAGGCAAUAUUACCAAAUGGCUGAACAGUUCAGAUCCUUUGGUUACCUUUGCAACACUCUAUUGGGAAGAACCAGAUGCAAGUGGACACAAAUAUGGACCUGAAGAUAAAGAGCACAUGAGUACUGUAUUGAAAGAAGUAGACAACCACAUUGGCCACCUUAUCCAUAAACUCAAGACAUUGGGAUUGUGGGAAAGCCUUAAUGUGAUCAUUACAAGUGAUCAUGGGAUGACUCAAUGUUCUAAGGAUAAAUUGAUAAAAUUGGAUGCCUGCAUUGACCGCUCAAACUACACUAUAAUAGACACAACUCCAGUUGCUGCAAUACUGCCUAAAGAAAAUCAAACCUAUGUUUUUAAAAAGCUAGAACAUUGCAGUUCUCACAUGAAAGCCUAUCUUAAAGAUGAUAUUCCUGGAAGAUUUCAUUAUCAGCACAAUGAACGAAUUCAGCCAGUUCUUUUGGUUGCUGAUGAGGGCUGGACAAUUGUGCUUAAUGAAUCAUUUAAAUUAGGUGACCAUGGUUAUGAUAAUGCUUUGCCAAGCAUGCAUCCAUUCCUGGCUGCUCAUGGCCCUGCCUUUCACAAAGGCUACAAGCACAACACAAUUAACAUUGUAGAUAUUUAUCCUAUGAUGUGUCACAUCUUGGGAUUAAAACCACAUCCAAACAAUGGAACCUUUAGUAACACUAAGUGUUUAUUAGCUGAUCAGUGGUGCAUAAAUCUCCCAGAAGCUAUCGGAAUAGUGAUUGGUGCCCUUCUGGUGUUAACUACUCUGACCUGCCUCAUCGUUAUCAUGAAAAACAAACUGACUGUUCCACGGCCAUUUUCUCGACUUCAACUACAAGAAGAAGAUGAUGAUGAUCCUUUGAUUGGAUAAUCUGUGAAAAAUUUUGACUUUGUGUCUUGAAGCAGUCAUUUGAGUUAGUCAUCAAAUAUAAGAGAAUUAUGCUGUAUGGUAUAUCAGCAAAAGGUACCCUUUGAAAGAAUUACAAAGGAGUUAGACCAAACAUGUUAACAGUUGUUUUUAUACAUCUUUCGGUGUGUUAGCAAAUAUAAACUAUUCUGACUGACAAUAGAUAAGUUCACUAGACAAGCCAAAAAGUGAUCUUUUGCUAACUAGAAGUCUGUUGUGCAGAAUUAUUUUUGCCACUUUUUAUUUUUGCAACAAUUGCACCUCCAAAUACCAAAACUUAGCAAUUAUCUGUCUAUAGUGAAUUUUUAUAUUUGUAAAUGAAACAAAAUUUUCAUGCAGUUCUUGCACAUUCAUGUAUCAGGGAGAAAAAAGUUUCUAUAUUUUUGUAUUAGCCUUUAAUAAGACCCUUGCCCUUAAGUAAUAUAUAAUAUAUAUAUAUAUAUAUAUAUACACAUAUACAUAUAUAUACACACAUAUGUAUAUAUAUUUAUGAUGAAUUUCUGUCCUUGAUGUAGAGUUAAAAAAUAGGAAAGCAGAGAUCCAAUUUAAGAAGUAAUGAUUUUUAGGAAAGUUCGAGUUAAAUUUUUGCUAGCCAAUGUGUGUUAGUCACCAAUUUUGAAAAAUGUUUCUUCUUUUAUUACUCUAAUCUGGUAGGGUUUUAUACAUACUUCUUGAAGAAUUAUACCCGAUUGGAAAUGCAGGAAGAAGUAUGACCGAUAUGUAUUUAUUUUAUGAAUGCCUUUUCUGCAUGAGUUGCAAUGUACUUAGUGUCUAUAUGACACUUGGGCUUCCUACCCUUCCCUCCCCCCCUUUUUUUCUUGAUGAGAGAACUAGACAACUUUAACAUUAGGUCUUUGAGUAAAUUUUAAAUACCUUUGUAGGCAUUUUAACCAUUUAGGAAGAUUUUAUUUUUGCAUUGAAACUUAGCCCAUCCUAGCUUUGUAACUCAUGAAUUAAAACUAUGCUUAUUUUUUUUAAUCACUGGUUUUGGUUACUAUUGUUAACUCAUGUUACUUAUUUUAACAUCUAAUGUUUUGUUACUAUCAAACAUGAAUUUUAGAUUUAAGAAGUUCUCUCUCCCCUUUAAAUAUUCUUGAUGACUCAGCUUUCUAGGAAGUUGCGGCACCAAGAUGAUGUCAUCUUUGAAGAAUAAAAAUUAUUUACACUGUGA
Molecule: messenger RNA, 2695 nt
Organism: Sarcophilus harrisii (Tasmanian devil)
Lineage: Eukaryota; Metazoa; Chordata; Mammalia; Dasyuromorphia; Dasyuridae
Gene: ENPP4
Product: ectonucleotide pyrophosphatase/phosphodiesterase 4
Exons: 4
Coding region: 115-1488 (457 amino acids)
Source: RefSeq, a predicted model, not a curated record